CCCUAUAUAAAGGAGGCUCACGAUACUAAUAUAUUCUUACCUGACUCUAAUCUCUGGGAGUUUCCAGAAGCUACUCUCUCUUGGUUUUCAUCUUCGUUUGAUUGCUUGUCUAGGGUUUAUUGAAACCUCGGAAAAACUCGAGCCGAGCCAAGCCAAGCCAAAGCCUCAACGACUGGUGAUCCUGAAUAAGAGAUCAUGGCGGGUGGAAAUUUUAUGCACAGAGUUGUUUCGUACCUUAUGAAUGAGGUUCUUGUUAACAGCCUUGCAAACAGCCGUGCGUUCCAGAGGUUUGCUGUGAGGACGUCAAAGAGGAUUGAGGAUAUUUCAAGUAUAGCUGAGAAGAAAAAGCAACAACUUUCUGAACAGAUGAAGGAUCUAGCCAAAAACUUUGAGUCUAGGAAUCAGUGAUGCAUGGCGAUAGCUGACAUGGUGCUUAAGCAAGAUGUAAAUUGUUUUGUUCGGUUUACUUCUCAGUCUGUUAGAGCUGAUGAAAAUGGUUUUUGUAAUUAGACGAAGCUUUGGUUAUGAUCAUGUUAUAGUUCUGACAUUAAUAGGAGUUUUGGGUUUUGCUCCACCAGUUUCGUGCAAUGUAAGUUGUUCAGAUUCUGGCAUUGACAUUUUGAAAUUCGAUAGCAACUAUUUCAGGCAGAAAUUCUUGCUUCA
Messenger RNA from Ziziphus jujuba (common jujube), 663 nucleotides. RefSeq lists its product as uncharacterized. The record is from RefSeq and is a predicted model, not a curated record. The transcript is spliced from 5 exons. Bases 196 to 408 code for a protein of 70 amino acids. NCBI's taxonomy places the organism in Eukaryota, Viridiplantae, Streptophyta, Magnoliopsida, Rosales, Rhamnaceae.